Molecule: messenger RNA, 1766 nt
Organism: Theobroma cacao (cacao)
Lineage: Eukaryota; Viridiplantae; Streptophyta; Magnoliopsida; Malvales; Malvaceae
Source: RefSeq, a predicted model, not a curated record
GUCCCCUCCUCUGCAUUAUUUUCACUGCCCCACAUAUAUAGAAUAAAAGCAAUACACGAGAUUCAUAAAGUAACAAUGACAACAUAUAUAUGUCCAUGCAGCUUUUCAUCUUUGGCAAUGGAUGGACCCCUCUCUUUAUGUCUUGCUCAACAACCGUUUUGGCAUCCUUAUUGCAUUGCGAGACUCUGGUUUGACUUGGCAGCCUAUAAGUAUACUGCAUGUUUCUCUUCUCAUAACUAUAAUCACAAACAUGGCCUGCUUACUAAUCUUCUAUCAGCUUCUCUGCCUUCUAUUCUUUUGCUUGAGUUCUCAGCCUACUCUUUCAUCCACUUCAUUUGCCCCUUCAACAACACCCCUUUGCUCUCACAACGAGGCUUCAGCUUUGAUGAAAUUUAAAAGCUCCUUUUCCAUCGACGAAACUGCUUCUGGGGAAUGCGAAGAUACUGGCACCCCAUCUUAUCCUAAGACUGAUUCGUGGAAGGAAGGGACUGAUUGCUGCUCAUGGCAUGGAGUCACUUGCGACAAUAUAACAGGCCAUGUGAUUGGCCUUGACUUGAGUUGCAGUUGGUUAUAUGGUGUCAUUCCUUCCAACAGCAGUCUUUUCCAUCUUUCACACCUGCAGAACCUUAACCUCGCAUAUAAUGAUUUUAACGGUUCCAAGAUGUCAUCUGAGUUUGCUCAGUUUACAAGUCUAAUGCAACUCAUCCUCACGGGGUCAGUCUUUGCCGGACAAAUUCCACUGCAAAUCUCCCACUUGUCAAAGUUGGUUUCACUUGAUCUCUCUUGGAAUCAUUAUCAAACACUUGACAAACGUAUUUUGGGAGGACUUGUUCAGAACCUAACAGAGGUGAGACAAUUGUUUCUUGAUGGAAUCAACAUGUCUUCUAUUAAUCCUAAAGUCUUGAUGAAUAUAUCCUCUUCUUUAAGCUCUCUUAGUCUUGGAGAUUGUGGUUUGCAAGGAAAAUUCCCAAAAAACAUUUUUCACCUGCCAAACCUCAUGUUGCUUAAUUUAGAAGGCAAUGGGGAGCUCAAUAUCUAUCUUCCAAACUUCAACCAGAGCAACCAUUUUGAGCUAUUAGAUCUAAGUCUUACAAAUCUCUUUGGAGCAUUGCCUAAUUCCAUUGGCAAUUUAGUUUCAUUGAAAGAUUUGGAUCUAAGUGGCACAUCCCUCUCUGGAGCAUUGCCUAAUUCCUUUGGCAAUUUAGUUUCAUUGAAAGAUUUGGAUCUAAGUUACACAUCCCUCUCUGGAGCAUUGCCUAAUUCCAUUGGUAAUUUAGUUUCAUUGGAAUAUUUGGAUCUACAUUACACGUCGCUCUCUGGAGCAUUGCCUAAUUCCAUUGGCAAUUUAGUUUCAUUGAAAGAUUUGGAUCUACAUCAGACGUCCCUCUCUGAAGCAUUGCCUAAUUCCAUUGGCAAUUUAGUUUCAUUGGAACAUUUGGAUCUAAGUUUUACAAAUCUGUCUGGAGCAUUGCCUAAUCCCAUCCGCAAUCUACGAUCUUUGAAGUAUUUGUCUUUAUCAGGGGCUCCUCUAUGUCCAGGUUCACUUAACUUAAUCCGUAACCUAGUUUCCUUGGAGGAAUUGCAUCUCGAAGCAUGUAACAUUUCAAGAAUAAUGCUGAGAUCAUUGGGGAAUUAUGUUGGAGGACAGAUUCCAUCCUUACUCACAAACCUAUCUCAACUUAAAUUGUUGGACAUCUCUGACAAUCAACUAGAAGGUUCCAUUCCAAAUGAGAAUUAGAGCAACUUCCAUGGAAGAAUAUUCGAAU